AUGGCAACAACGGAAGAACACCUGGACACAGAAGAAGUCAAAGCUGAGAACCGAGAGCAUAACGAGGACUUCUUGAGCAGGAAAUCUGUGGAUAUUGGCAGCAGGAUCAGGGCUGCUGAGGAGCAGAUCACUGCUACAGGAUUGGACCGGUCGCUGACACAUGAGGCCCUCAUGAGCCUGUCUGAGAAAGUGGCUGGACUGCAGCAAGAAACUGCCUCUUUGCAGAAGAAACUGGAGUCUUACCUAAAUUUACCUCCUAGUCUCCCCCUUGCACGAGUCAAGAUUGAAGAAGUCAAACGAGAGCUGAGAGUUGUGGAGGCAGUGUUGACCCGAGAAGAGGAGCUAGAGAGCACCCUGGAGGACGCAGGAUGA
Apus apus (common swift) is the source of this 372-nucleotide messenger RNA. RefSeq names its product HAUS augmin-like complex subunit 1. NCBI's taxonomy places the organism in Eukaryota, Metazoa, Chordata, Aves, Apodiformes, Apodidae. The transcript has 5 exons. Bases 1 to 372 code for a protein of 123 amino acids. The record is from RefSeq and is a predicted model, not a curated record. Gene Ontology annotation, cellular component: cytosol; HAUS complex. Gene Ontology annotation, biological process: spindle assembly; centrosome cycle.